Molecule: messenger RNA, 3611 nt
Organism: Nothobranchius furzeri (turquoise killifish)
Lineage: Eukaryota; Metazoa; Chordata; Actinopteri; Cyprinodontiformes; Nothobranchiidae
Source: RefSeq, a predicted model, not a curated record
AGCAGCAGAAACCGGAAGCUGCUAGCAGAGCUAGCUUGUUGUUGUUGAAUGUCUUCACUUCAGUCUCUGGGAGAGUUGAUCAGCUAAAGCGACUAACUGCUGCUGCUGCAGAAAUCUUCUCACCAGGCUGUGGAAACUUUCUUCUCCUCCUCAACAACUUGGUGGAGUUCUUUCCAGAAGCAGAGAAGCUAUUCUGCGGUCUUCGUGACAAUCGGAGCUCCAGAAGCAGGUGAUGGGUGAGAAAAGCUUUUCUCUAGACUUCCUGCCCUCUGGAUCUGCUGCUGUUCCUUUGGCCUCUCUGAGAAACGCGCUCGUUUUGCUGCUUUCAUCAGAUUGAAGAGGUUCCCUCUAUCAGACUCGCUCAUCUGAGUUGGUCAUGAUGCAGGAUCGCUGCUCGCUCUCUCAUCCAUCCUGCUCACACUCUCCGACGGAAAAGGCCCGAAUCUGAAUGUGACUCUGGAGGAAAAAGCGGUUAGCUCUACUCCGUGAACUCUGCUGUUAGCUAAACACGGCUAAAGAAAACCUGCUACCACUUCAGGAUCAUCCAUCAGCUGGGACUGCUUCAUCAGCAUGGACACAGAUGUUCAACAGCUGGUGCUGGUUAAAGAAGAAGCUCCUGAGGAACAGAAUGCAGGUGAGGACCAGAAAGACCCAGAACACGUCCACAUGAAGGAGGAACAAGAAGAAAACUGGACCAGUCUGGAGGGAGAGCAACUCCAUUUGAAGGAGAAAACUGAUGCUGCCAGGUUUCCAUUCACAUUGGCUUCUAUAAAGAGUGAGGAUGAUGAAGAGAAACCUCUGUUCUCACAGCUUCAUCAGCAGCAAGUAGAAGUCAACGAUGUCCAAACCAAAGAUGUUCAACAGCUGGUGCUGGUUAAAGAAGAAGCUCCUGAGGAACAGAGUGCAGGUGAGGACCAGAAAGACCCAGAACACGUCCACAUGAAGGAGGAACAAGAAGAAAAGUGGACCAGUCUGGAGGGAGAGCAACUCCAUUUGAAGGAGAAAACUGAUGCUGCCAGGUUUCCAUUCACAUUGGCUUCUAUAAAGAGUGAGGAUGAUGAAGAGAAACCUCUGUUCUCACAGCUUCAUCAGCAGCAAGUAGAAGUCAACGAUGUCCAAACCAAAGAUGUUCAACAGCUGGUGCUGGUUAAAGAAGAAGCUCCUGAGGAACAGAGUACAGGUGAGGACCAGAAAGACCCAGAACACGUCCACAUGAAGGAGGAACAAGAAGAAAAGUGGACCAGUCUGGAGGGAGAGCAACUCCAUUUGAAGGAGAAAACAGAUGCUGCCAGGUUUCCAUUCACAUUGGCUUCUAUAAAGAGUGAGGAUGAUGAAGAGAAACCUCUGUUCUCACAGCUUCAUCAGCAGCAAGUAGAAGUCAACGAUGUCCAAACCAAAGAUGUUCAACAGCUGGUGCUGGUUAAAGAAGAAGCUCCUGAGGAACAGAGUGCAGGUGAGGACCAGAAAGACUCAGAACACGUCCACAUGAAGGAGGAACAAGAAGAAAACUGGACCAGUCUGGAGGGAGAGCAGCUCCAUUUGAAGGAGAAAACAGAUGCUGCCAGGUUUCCAUUCACAUUGGCUUCUAUAAAGAGUGAGGAUGACGAAGAGAAACCUCUGUUCUCACAGCUUCAUCAGCAGCAACUAGAAGACAAUGAAGUUCCAACCACCAGCUCAGCUCACCAGAUGACAGCAGAAACUGGUGGAAGAGCAGAAACUAGCAGGAACCAAGAUCUGAACCCUCAUGAACAGACAUCUGAUUCUUCAGAAACUGAAAUGAGUGGAGAUGAUGAAGAAGAGGAUGAAGAUGUGAAUCUAGACUCUGAGCUGUCAGACUCUGGGUCUGAAACUGGGGAAGAAGACAGUGACUGGACUGAAAGCAGGUCUUCUAAGUCACAUGUUAGGACUGUCAACAAGUCCUUUAGCUGCCCUGAGUUUAGUAAACAAUUUCUCCACAAGAGUUCUCUCCAGAAACACGUGAGAGUGUCAGGUCAUUCAGCAAUGAGGUCUUCAAGCUGUUUGGUCAAAAAGAAAUGUGUUAGAGUUAAGCAAAAUGUAGACUCAUGCAAGACAGUCCAGAAAGAACUAAAAUCAUUUAGUUGUGAUGUCUGUGGAAAAAGAUUUAGUGCAAUGUGUGAUUUAAACGUUCACAUUAGAGUUCACACAGGAGAAAAACCUUUUAUCUGUGAGACCUGUGGUAAAAGAUUUGGCUAUAAAACAGCUUUAAAAGUUCACAUGAGAGUCCACACAGGAGAAAAACCUUUUAUCUGUGAGACCUGUGGUAAAAGAUUUGGCUAUAAAACAGCUUUAAAUAGUCAUGUAAGAGUCCACACAGGAGAAAAACCUUUUGCCUGUGAGACCUGUGGUAAAAGAUUUAGCCGAAAGACAACUUUAAACUUUCACAUCAGUGUCCACAAGGGAGAAAAACCUUUUGCCUGUGAGACCUGUGCUAAUAGAUUUGCCCAUAAACGAGCCUUAGACGUUCACAUGAAAGUCCACACAGGAGAAAAACCUUUUGUCUGUGAGACCUGUGCUGAAAGAUUUAGCCGAAAGGCAGCUUUAAAUGUUCACAUGAGUGUCCACAAGGGAGAAAAACCUUUUGCCUGUGAGACCUGUGGUAAAAGAUUUGACUACAAAGCAGUUCUAAAUGAUCAUGUAAGAGUCCACACAGGAGAAAAACCUUUUGUCUGUGAGACCUGUGGUAAAAGAUUUGGCCAUAAGACAGCUUUAAACACUCACAUGAGAGUCCACACAGGAGAAAAACCUUUUGCCUGUGAGACCUGUGGUAAAAGAUUUGACUAUAAAGCAGCUUUAAAUAAUCAUGUAAGAGUCCACACAGGAGAAAAACCUUAUGCCUGUGAGACCUGCGGUAAAAGAUUUGGCCAUAAGACAGCUUUAAAUAAUCAUGUAAGAGUCCACACAGGAGAAAAACCUUUUGUCUGUGAGACCUGUGGUAAAAGAUUUGGCCAUAAGACAGCUUUAAAUAAUCAUGUGAGAGUCCACACCGGAGAAAAACCUUUUGCCUGUGAGACUUGUGGUAAAAGAUUUGCCCAAAAACAAGCCUUAAACGUUCACAUGAAAGUCCACACAGGAGAAAAAUCGUUUGCCUGUGAGACCUGUGGUAAAACAUUUGGCUUUAAGACAGCUUUAAACUAUCACAUGAGAGUCCACACAAGAGAAAAACCUGUUUUCCUGUUGGCUCUGUGGUCAAAGAUUUAGAGACAAGACAUAUUUAAACUGUCACUUUACAGUUCACACAAGACUUAAUGAAUUAUUUUGAAGGUGUUAUUGACGGGUAAAUAAAUUCCAUCUGUGAGAGCAGGGGAGUGGAGGAGGAGGAGAAUGUGUGUGCGCGCAGGGGCGUAGCAAGCUUUUGUGAAGUGUGUGUGAGAGCCAAUUAGUUGCAAAUUCAUUUAGGAUAUGUUAGUGAAUAAGUUUUUAAAAAUUUGUGAUUUAAAAAAAAAUAUAAUUUCAUUAAAAAAUACAGAAACACUUCAGUUAAAAUCAUAGAAUGUAGAAGUGUUAGAUUCUGAAACAUUUUCUUUGUAUUUUGGGCUUCCUGUAUCCCAUAAUUCCUUUUAUAGAAGGUUUUUUUUGGAGGGGGGGGGGGG